GAGAUCUUGCUGAGAGAUCUAGAGAUCUAUAAUUACCAGGUAUAUUUAAUCACAUUUGGCGGCUAUGAAAGGCAGACGAAGUAGAAAAUAGAAUUAACAAGAGCACAAUUUAAUUUAAGAGAACUUUUUCUCUGUAUCAAUUUGUUAUAUGGUGACUCGAUUGUUAAUAACAUGUAGGAAAGAAAAUAUGAAAUUCACCUAAUGGCAUUUUUGAUCAAUACUGAUAGUAAUGAGAAAAUCAGCUUACCUGAUGGUGAAACAGAAAUUGGAAGAGGUCCAUUUUUAAAAGUGACAGAUAAACGAGUUUCCCGUUCCCAUGCCAUUGUACAAGUAAAAAAUGGUGAAUUAUUAUUAAAACCUGUACACAAAAACCCAACAUUUCAUUGUUCUGCUGGUGAUGAUAAAUAUCAUAUUCUGAAAAAAGAUGACUGGAAACAACUUCUUCAUGGGGAUUGCAUAUCUUUGCUGCCAAAUUCUCUCUUCUUCACUGUAGAAGUUACACAGGAUAAAACACAAGCAUAUAGCAUAGAUGAGAAUGUGGAAGACAGUGCUACCACUAGUGUUGAUGUCAUCACAACAAAAGGUGACAUGAGUUUACUGCAGUCAACAACUGCUUUGACUACAGUUCCCUCUUCUACGACAAGCAACUCUUUCGUAAGCAAGACAAGGACAUUACCUAGUUGGAUGCUUCAAACAGAAUCAUCUCAACCAAAGAAAAAACCUAAACCAGCCAAAAAGGCUACAAAAGAGAGAGAUUCCAGUCCAAAUGAGAAGGUUACAGAUGUUACUUUAGGCGAAGAUAAAAUCUCCAUCAUAAGUAAGGAGCAAGAACAGAUUGUUUCAUUUUCGACAACAGACGCGAGUAUGAGUAAAGAAACUGCUUCUAAUGUUGCUGCUCGAGAACAACAAAAUCCAUCCAAACCUGUUUGUCCGUAUGGCUCACAAUGUUAUAGAAAAAAUCCUGCUCAUUUUGUGGAAUAUACACAUUCAAACGCUGCUAAUGAUCAGCCAACUGACGACGAUGAUAAACCGGAAUGUGAAUACGGGACAUCCUGUUAUCGAAAAAAUGCACAGCAUUUGAGAGACUACAAACACACGAAGGAUAUUGAUGAUUCUGACGAAGCCAAUAGACAAACACGUCAACGUACAGCUUCCACAAAAAAAAAAAGCAUUAUCGAUAGUCGCAGUGACGACGACGGUGAACCAAACACUUACGACUAUGACGACAGCUUUAUCGAUGACGGCAUGACGUCAUCAGAGAGUUAUGAAAAUGACGACGACGAUUCCGAUUUCAACCCCGGUGGAGAUAAGGAAAGCGAGGAUGAAGAUAUUCAAGAAUUAGUAAGCGAAGCAAAAGAGUUCGUAAACAAUCGUAAAAGUUAAGUUUACCGAGAGACGCGUUUACGAUGUGACGUCAGCAAAAGAUGCAUAUGAAUUCAAGAGAAUAACUCCUUAACAUUGCAUAAAAAUCUUGCUAAAUCGAGGCUAAAGGGAGAGUGUAAACCAAUAGAAAUGCGAAAUCAUGGUAGAAGACAAUAGGUUGUUGUGAUUGAGUCAAAAUCACCAAUCUUCUCUCGUUUCUAUGUGAGACGAGCCAACUAUUUUGUUACUGUAUUCAAAAAUGUUAUUAUACCAAAUAAGCACUUUUUUAGUUUCA
Messenger RNA from Hydractinia symbiolongicarpus, 1657 nucleotides. Its product is annotated as aprataxin and PNK-like factor. The transcript is spliced from 12 exons. The record is from RefSeq and is a predicted model, not a curated record. Lineage: Eukaryota; Metazoa; Cnidaria; Hydrozoa; Anthoathecata; Hydractiniidae. Gene Ontology annotation, molecular function: 3'-5' exonuclease activity; DNA-(apurinic or apyrimidinic site) endonuclease activity; protein binding. Bases 202 to 1383 code for a protein of 393 amino acids. Gene Ontology annotation, cellular component: site of double-strand break; nucleus. Gene Ontology annotation, biological process: double-strand break repair.